GGGACAAUGGGUUGCUGGGCUCUGCUACUGGUUUCUUUCCUCCUGCUCCUCUGCACGUCUGGGGGACAGGUCCCACACCGUCACAGGCACUGGCCAGGCAUAAGAAAUCUACCACACCUGGACUUAUCGGACUUCCAUGGAAACCCAAAGGAUCGGAUCAGUAAGGAGCCAUGGUUCAUUGUUGUGGCUCCAGACCUGCUGAGGGCCGACAGCCCGGAGAACAUCUACUUGGAAGCCGGCGGCCUGCGCGGUCGGCCAACAGUCUCCAUCUCCAUCAGGGACUACACCAGGUCCAUUGUGCUCUACGAUGACACGUUCAUGAUGGACUCUGAGCAAGGAGGCCACACCCUCAGAAGCAUCCAGCUUCCCUCGGACCUUCUGGAGCCAGAGGAUCUCAGGAACCGGUAUGUGUACCUUGGGGUGAACUUCCACGGGUACCAUCUGUUGGAGAAAGUGAUUAUGGUGUCCUUCCAGCAGGGGUACAUCUUCGUCCAGACUGACAAGCCCAUCUACAACCCUGGGGACACCGUGCGGAUGAGGGCCUAUGUAUCUUCUUCGUCCUUCAAGGCAUCUAACAGCACUCUGAUGGUGGAGUUUCAGAAUCCAGAAGGCGUUGUGGUGAAGCAGACAAUCUUGUUCAGGGCUGCGGACGGCGUUCUCCCAGAGUCCUUCAUUCUCUCUGACCACGCCAAUGAAGGUGUGUGGGCAGUGAUUACGAAGUUUGACGCCCGUCCGCAGAACACCUUCAGAGCCCAGUUUGAAGUGAAGAAAUACGUUCUGCCUGCUUUCAACGUGACGCUGGUGCCCAGUAGCCCCUACCUCGGCCUGGACCACACCCGGCUGGAGGUGGCUGUCUCAGCCAGGUACCUGUAUGGAGAGCCGGUCCAGGGGACAGCCUACGUGGUGUUUGGACUGGUGAUCAAUAAUGAGAUGAAGAGGCUCCCAUCGGUGAAACAGGUUUCUGACCUGGAUGGGGGCUUGGCGACGCUGACGAUGGAGGAGAUCAGAAGGGCGUACCCUGACCUCCGCUCGCUGGUGGGCAGCUCCGUGUACGUGAAGGCCUCCGUCCUCACAGCUUCAGGAAGUGACUUGGUCGAAGCUUCGAAGACCAACAUCAGGAUUGUGGAUUCUCCGUAUAUUCUGACCUUCAGCCAUUUGCCCCAAUACUUCAAACCUGGCAUGCCCUUUGAUUUCACAAUCCAGCUCAACUACCAGGACGGAUCUCCAGCCAGUGAUGUCCCGAUGAAAGUGGAUCUGGUGGACAGUGUGCUGUCCACUAGCGCCUCGGGCUCCUUAAGAGUCAACAUCAAUAUGCCCAGAACAUCUGGACCUCAGACCAUCACAGUUGAGACGGCGGAGCCGGGUCAGAGGUCAGGGCAGCAGGCCCGACAGCAGACCACGGUGCUGCCCUACCAGCCCUUCAGCAGGAGCCAGCAGAACUUCCUGUACAUGGCGGCCACCGACAGCAUGGCGGCCACCGACAGCAUGGCGGCCACCGACAGCAUGGCGGCCACCGACAGCAUGGCGGCCACCGACAGCAUGACGGCGGGGAGCACGCUGAGGCUGCACCUCGUCAUCAGCCCGGCCGACAGCAUGCACCUGCAGCUGAUAAAGCACCUCACCUACCUGGUGAUCAGUAAGGGUAAGAUCCUGCAGGCCAGGCGUCUGAGUGUGGAGGGCCAGGUGCAGCUGACCGUGACACUCAGGGUCACCCAGGACAUGAGGCCCUCCUUCAGGGUGGUGGCCUACUACACCCUGCCCUGGCUACGCCACAUGGAGGUGGUCUCUGACUCCAUCUGGGUGGACCUGGACGACGGCUGUGUGGGAGGGCUGCAUGUGGGACCUGAGGAUGGGCGCCACCGAGACCUCCUCCCCGGUAAGACCUUCAGAUUCAAGGUCAGAGGUGACCCGGGGGCCAAGGUCAAUUUAGUCGCCGUCGACAAUGCGGUGUUCCUGCUAAGCAAGGAGAGACUCACACAGAGUAAGAUGUGGAGCGCGGUGGAGAAAGGGGACAUGGGCUGUACCCGAGGUGGAGGGAAGGACGGGAUGGGGGUCUUCAAAGAUGCUGGGCUGCACUUCUCCUCCAGCUUAGGAGCCAAUACCAGCCCCCGACAGGGGCUAGGGUGUCCUGCUAGUGCCAGAAAGAGGCGCUCUGCUGAGCUGUGGAAACGCAAGGCCCUGCUGGAGGCGCAGUACCGGGAGGAGCUCCAGCGGCGGUGCUGCCGGGCCGGCCUGCGGGACGUGGCCAUGCCGUACUCGUGCACGCGGCGCUCGCUCUACAUCACCGAGGGCUGGGAAUGCAUACGCGCCUUCCGCGACUGCUGCGCCCACCUGCGCGGCCAGUCGUUCGACACCAGCCGGCCCACCACCCCGCCGCCUCUGACCACCACCCCCCCACCUCCGACCACCACCCCCCUACGGUUCCCCUUAGGCCAACCAUUCUGGAGGGAAUUUUUUCAUCACAGGGUAGAAGUUGUUGGACUUGCACUACCUGAACGCAGAGUACCACCUGGUCACAAGGCAGGACCUGGUCACAGUGGACACUCUGACGAUGAUGAGGAGGAAGGAGAGUACAUGGCGGAGGAAGGAGAGUACAUGGCGGAGUACGACGUGUACCUGCGCUCCAAGUUCUACGAGUCAUGGCUGUGGCGGGACGUCCGCCUCCCGGACACGCCGGACGGAAGGGACGGGCUGGCCUCCAUCACCAUGACGACCGCCCUCCCAGACAGCAUCACAGAGUGGAGCGUCAUGGCCAUCAGCGCAUCCCACGAUACAGGCUUCUGUGUGGCCAAGCCUUACAACGUGAAAGCCUGGAAGAAGUUCUUUGUGGACUUGAAGCUGCCUUACUCUGUGGCCCGCCAUGAGCAGAUCCAGAUCAAAGCCGUGCUCCGUAACUAUGGACAACAGAGAUUAUACGUGAGGGUGGUCUUGAUGGUGACAGAGGGCAUAUGCAGCGUUGCCUUCAGUGAGCAACACACACAGGAAGUGGAUCUGCCGGCAGGCGGGACAGUGGUGGUGCCCUACACGCUAGUGCCCCUGGUGGUGGGAAAGCUUCCUGUGCAGGUGAUGGUGUUGGGACGGGACUUGAUGGGCGGAGACCGCGUUGAGAAGAUACUUCGGGUGGUGCUGGAGGGAGUGCAGAAGACACUUGUCCGCAGUUUUGUGUUGGACCCUUCUGCUCAUGGAGGAACCCAGAACAUCCAUCCGGGCAAGGUGGAGCUGGAGUCCGUGGUUCCCAACUCCCUUCCUCUGACCUUCAUUAACAUCAGAGGCAGCGUGCUUGCCGACAGCAUCGAUAACUCCAUCAGCGACGACUCCCUGGCCUCCCUGAUCCGCAUGCCUGGGGGCUGUGUGGAGCAGAACCUGGCCGGCAUCACCCUGCCCCUCAUCGCCACCCUCUACCUGGACUCCACCCAUGGUUGGGAGAGCGUGGGCGUGCAGCGCAGGGUGGAGGCAAUCGGCUACAUUACCAAAGGCUAUGAGAAACAGCUGGCUUAUCGUAAAAGUGACGGCUCUUACCCCCCCUACAGGAAGGAAGGCACUAGUACAUGGAUCACAGCGUUUGUAGUGAAGGUGUUCUCCAUGGCCUACUCCCUGGUGAGGGUGGAGCAGCAGCAGGUGUGUGGAGCACUGCUCUACCUGCUCAAUGAAAAGCAGGAGCACGACGGAGGUUUCAGGGAGGAUAACCCGGUUUACACCACCACCAUGACGGGUGGUCUCCGAGGCAGCGAGGCCAAGACCACACUGACAGCCUUCGUGGUCAUCGCCCUCGCCCAGGCAAGGAAGGCCGAGAUCAGCUGUGGCGGGAUCUCUGAGACCGCCACCCACAACGCAGCUAACUACCUGAAGAGGGAGCUGUCCAGGCCACUGAAGAGGCCCUACACAGUGGCCAUCUCCGCCUACGCCCUGACGCUGCUGGGGGAAGACCCGAGCUACAACCCCAUCACUCCCCUCCUCAACGCUGUUUCAGAGGGGAGCUACUGGGCUGACAGUGAGAGUCCUCUCUUCUCGCUGGAGGCCACCGGCUACGGCCUGCUUGCCCUGCUUGAGGGCGGCCACUUGGAUGAGGCCGUCAUGCCCUUCAACUGGCUCAACAGCAAGCGACGGAGGGGCGGGGGCUACGGGUCCACACAGCCCACCAUGGUGGUUCUGCAGGCCCUCUCAGAGUACCUCCUCAAACGGGCCGCUGACCGGGACGUCAGCCUGCAGGUGGACCUCAAGGUCCCUGGCCGGAUCGACCUGCGCUACCACUUUGAACCCCAAACCUCCUAUGUGGCGCGCUCUUCCAGGGCACCCCUGGACCAGGAGUUUGAGGUGGAGGCGCAGGGGAAUGGACAGGGAAUCCUGGAGUUGGUGACGUUCUACAACCAACUCCAUGACGUGGAGGAGAAGAGCCCGUGUCCGCACUUUGAGCUGGAGGUGGCUACAGAAGAAUCCAGCGAGAAGCCUCCAGCGGAUGUUAUAAAGUCUUACCAGAUCACCAUCCGCGUAAGGGCCCUGGCACCCAGAGACGUCAGAAUGGUGGUUCUGGACAUCAGCCUUCCCACAGGCUUCACCCCAGACAACUCUGACCUGGAGAUGCUCAGCAACUCGGUGGACCGCUACAUCAAUAACUUCCAGGUGGUGGACAACCUGAGCGAUAGAGGCUCUCUCAUCAUCCACCUCUUCAAGGUCUCCCACAGCGAGCCAGACAUCCUCAUAUUCAGGCUUCAGCAGAACUUCAAGGUGGGCCUCCUCCAGCCCUCCUCUGUGACAGUCUACGAGUACUACAACCCAGACCACCGGUGCAGCCGGACGUACAGCCCCCCCGAGGACAAGGAAGCCCUCAGUCAGAUCUGCAGGAACCAUGUCUGCCGUUGCACACAGGGUGACUGCUGUGUUACAAAGAGUGACAGUGAAACCAUUCCUGUCAACAUUCGGACGACGCAGGCCUGCGAGAGUUUGCACUAUGUGUAUAAGGUGAAGGUACUGAGUGUCAACCAGAGCUACUAUGAUAGAUAUGAGAUGGAGAUCACACAGGUUAUCAAACUUGGCCUGGAGCCUGACGUGGCAGAUGGCGCGAGCAGACUGUUUAUGUCGCAUGGAGGCUGCAGAGACCACCUGCACUUGCAGCAGGGCUCCCACUACUUCAUCAUGGGCCCCAAGGCGGACCUGUGGCACACUGACACCGGCUUCGUCUACAUGCUGGGCAAGAAGACGUGGGUGGAACGCUGGCCGUCCGAGGCGGAGUGCACCGGCGACGCGGCCUUGCAGGCCAAGCGUACCGUCCUGGAGGCGGCUGCCAGGGAUCUGUCCGUCAAUGGGUGCCGGCAGUAGUGCAGGCCCUGUGCAUGGCUGGCAGCAGACCCACGUUGAAUCAUGUGCAUGCUACAUGCUGAUCAUUGGUUGUAACAAUGUGUUCUGAAUCGGUUAUCAUUGGUCAAAAGGUUUUUUAGUUACUUAUAAAUACAUAAGACUACAUGUGUAUAUUAUAUAUAUAUGCAGAUUCGUUUUUUUGUCAUGAAAGUAAUAAAGAUCUCCCCAGGCUUGUAA
This is a messenger RNA of Gadus macrocephalus (Pacific cod), 5532 nucleotides long. Its product is annotated as venom factor-like. The transcript is spliced from 44 exons. Lineage: Eukaryota; Metazoa; Chordata; Actinopteri; Gadiformes; Gadidae. The coding region runs from base 7 to 5316 and encodes 1769 amino acids. Gene Ontology annotation, molecular function: protein binding; endopeptidase inhibitor activity. The record is from RefSeq and is a predicted model, not a curated record. Gene Ontology annotation, cellular component: extracellular region.